AUGAGGGACGCAGGGCUCAUAGCAAGGCCAUCAAAAUUCAUGUUAGGCUAUAGCAAGUUGAAGUUCCUCGGACAUAAGGUUGGAGGUGGAAACGUGGGCCCGCAGGACGUCCUGGUGAGUAGGAUCCAGAAUGCCCCAGUGCCGCAGACGAAACAGGAAGUGAGAGCCUUCAUGGGCCUAGCGGGGUAUUACCGGAAAUAUAUACCCAACUUUGCAACCAUCGCAGCGCCCCUAACAGAUCUGACUCGAAACGGGCAGCCAAACAAGAUCCGAUUGGGUCAAGCGCAGGAGAACACCUUCCUUGUCCUCAAGCGGUAUUUGUUGACGAACCCCAUCCUCAGGUUGCCAGAUAUGAAGAUCCUUUAUACUGCGCACCGACGCAUCGGAUACGGGAAUCGGAGCGAUUUUACUACAGAGUCGAAUGGGGAGCUGUUUCCUGUCUCAUAUGCAAGUAAAAGAUUAUGCCCUAGGGAGAAGGCAUAA
Molecule: messenger RNA, 483 nt
Organism: Priapulus caudatus
Lineage: Eukaryota; Metazoa; Priapulida; Priapulimorpha; Priapulimorphida; Priapulidae
Exons: 1
Coding region: 1-483 (160 amino acids)
Source: RefSeq, a predicted model, not a curated record